Messenger RNA from Amblyraja radiata (thorny skate), 2575 nucleotides. RefSeq names its product mitochondrial genome maintenance exonuclease 1 (gene mgme1). Bases 125 to 1177 code for a protein of 350 amino acids. Gene Ontology annotation, cellular component: mitochondrion. Lineage: Eukaryota; Metazoa; Chordata; Chondrichthyes; Rajiformes; Rajidae. The record is from RefSeq and is a predicted model, not a curated record. The transcript is spliced from 5 exons. Gene Ontology annotation, molecular function: single-stranded DNA exodeoxyribonuclease activity. Gene Ontology annotation, biological process: mitochondrial DNA replication.
GUGGGCGACGGGCAGUGGAGAGUGAGUACCACUCGGAAUGAGGUUCUGCUGGUGAGGGGUGGCCGCCCGGGGAGCGCCAAGGCAUUGAAAGGGCUUUGCCUCAUUCCACCCACCGCACUGGAGAAUGAAUCACUUUGAGCUGCUGAGUCUUGCUGCCCGUACCACGAUUAAGGGUUCUCUGAAACAUUACAAUGGCACGUAUUUGAAAGAACUGGUAUCCUCGCAUCGCGGUUUUGGUACUUCCCUGUGCCUUGGUUACCAGAAAAAAAAGCUGAGUGAGUAUGAUCAGGUAAACCACGAGAGGUACACCUCGCUGGUCCGCUCGGUGGUGUCAACGAAGGUCAGUCCGCAGACCCCCGAGACCCUGCUGGGAGAGGACACGCUGCUGUAUGGACCUGUAGUCAGAUCAAGGCCGGCUGUAGGAGACCCGGUGCCGGAGAGCCUCCCAAACCCGUAUCCCUUCCUGGACGCCGGAGGGCCGUGUCGGCGGCCCGAGCCGGGACCUGCGGCCGGGACACCGCUGCGGAUUCCCCUGCGGAGGAACGGUGCCGAGCCCAGGCUGGCCAGCGUGACGCAGGUGCUGCACAUGACCGUCAGCUUGGAGCAGGCCUUCUACCUGGAGCGAUGGAGGCGCAGGAUGACCAAGGAGCUGGGCCCCGAGGGCUUUGCAGCCUACACCAAGAACAUUCUCAAUCGAGGGCAGCUUUUCCAUUCGGCAUUGGAGGAUGCUCUUCUCUCAUCCCGUAUUCCAGAGACUGAUAAUGAGGAUGUGGCGGGCUACUUGCAGAGUGUCAAGGGUGUCCUGGACGAUGUAACAGGGACCAGAGUGUUGGAGAGUGCAGUGAAGCACCUGCCCUUACAGUACACCGGCCUGCUAGACUGUGUGGCAGAGUAUCAGGGCAAGCUGUGCGUCAUUGACUGGAAAACGUCGGAGAAACCGAAGCCGUACUUUCGAAACACGUUUGACAACCCGCUGCAGGUGGCAGCUUAUGCCGGCGCCCUCAACCACGAUGACAACUACGACUUCCAGGUUGAGGAGGGGCUGAUCGUGGUGGCGUACAGAGAUGGCCGUCCGGCACACGCACACUUCAUGGAUCCGCCGCUGCUCCUCGUCUGCUGGCAGAGGUGGCUGCUCCGGCUACACACGUACCGGCAGAAGAUGGCCGCUCCCACCUGAGGGGGGUCUGACGACCGGAGGACACCGCUGUGGCUGGGCAUCCCGGACCACUGUGUGUGAUGCAGCGGGCCGGGCACUGUGAAGGGCUGAUCUUCAUCGCUGCAACCGAGACGGGGGAAAGGGCAAGUUUUCUGCUGCUGCAUUAAAUAUGAAUGCAGUACAUUCUGUAUGGUUUCUUAUGUUGCAGCUACAUCACUAUCAGUUUCCAAAAUACUGAUGGAUAAUGGGUAAGCCACUUAAGGUAGAGAUGAGGAGAAAUUAUUUCUCCUUGAGAGUGGUGAAUUUAUGCCUUUCUCUGGAAAUACAGCACAGAAAAAGGCCAUUCAGCCCAUCGAGUCUACCCCACCAUCGAUCACCCGUUCACACUUGUUCUGUUCUCCCAUUUUCCUAUCCACUCCUUACACAUUAGGGGCAAUAUGCAGAGGGCCAAUUAACAAACACAGGAAGAACGUGCUAACUUCACACUGGCAGCACGGAAGGUCAGGAUUUUACCCAGGUCUCUGGCGCAGUGAGGCAGCAGCUCUACCAACUGCACACUGUGCUGCCCGAGGAGGGGCAGUUACUUUCUCCACCAUAGAAAGUAAUUGCAUCCAGAGACAAAUUAAACUGUAGGGGCUGGAUCUUGAACAAAACACAAAGUGCUGGAGGAACUCAGUACAUCAGGCAACAUCCGUGGAGGGAUUGGACAGGCAAUGUUUCAGAGACUGAAGGAAAGGUCCCAGUCUCUCCACAAAUGCUGCCUGUCCCACUGAGUUCCUCCAGCACUUUGAGAUUUGUUCCUAAUCUCAUUGCAGGCCAUGCACUGAGUCAGUGUCAGACAGGGAGCCGCUAAACCACUCAGAGAACCUGCCUAGACACAGAAUGUGGUAAAUAUGACUGGCUGUAGCAAAUAUCGCUUGCAAUAACAACUCUACACUUUUAUUAAGGGAAAGUCGUUCCCUGUAAAUGAAGAGAAAUACAACAAAGCUACCCAGAAGUGACCCAGAUGAUUCCGCAGAAUUGUUACAACAGGAGGGGGGUGGGGGGGGGGGAGAUUAAGCCUAUCAAGUCUGUGCCACCUCUUGGCAUGACCAGUCCACGCUCUUCCCCCCCCCCCCGUGACCCUGGGCAUAAAUCCCAUUCCAAACACCACAACACCACGACCACUCCCUGCCUACAAAUGUGUGCUUCAUAUCACUCCCAACACUCCUAUUCUUUUGUCCAUCAUUUUCAUCCUGUAUCUGCCAGUUUUACCACUAUUUCACCAACAUUUGAAAAACACUUGGACAGGAGAGGAGAGGGAAGUCGGUUUGCUGGAACUGCUUCAGUGCAUCGAGGGCAUGGGCCGACCAGACUUUGGACUUUGAAUAAUGGCACUGAAAAUGGUGCCGCCUGCAAGUGUAAUAUAUGCAAAAAGAA